Molecule: messenger RNA, 2950 nt
Organism: Cornus florida
Lineage: Eukaryota; Viridiplantae; Streptophyta; Magnoliopsida; Cornales; Cornaceae
Product: probable acyl-CoA dehydrogenase IBR3
Exons: 17
Coding region: 125-2614 (829 amino acids)
Molecular function (GO): flavin adenine dinucleotide binding; oxidoreductase activity, acting on the CH-CH group of donors
Source: RefSeq, a predicted model, not a curated record
CACUAUAUAUAUGUGUAUAUCCGUUACUUGGAUUAUUCCCCAUUUAUGAUCCAUUUCCCCAAUGCAAGUUACUCACUCAGCAUUUUGCAAACAACGAACUCUGUAAACGAAAGAACGAUAAUCUAUGGCGUACCGAACAUCCGAUCUCGUUACUUCUGUAAAUCCUGCUCAUGAGUUCGAUCUCGAUGCGUUGUUUCGCUAUUCAUCAGCCAAUGUCCAAGACUUCCCUCUCUCUCCUUCUAAAUUCGCCGUCUCUCAGUUCGGGCACGGUCAGUCGAAUCCUACGUUUCUCAUGGAAGUUAGUUCAGGCUCUUCUGUGAAGCGAUAUGUUCUGAGAAAGAAGCCCUCUGGGAAGUUACUACAAUCUGCUCAUGCCGUCGACAGAGAAUUUCAGGUUCAACAGGCACUGGGUGUUCAUACACAGGUUCCAGUUCCUAAGGUAUUCUGUUUGUGUACGGAUUCGAGUCUUAUUGGAACUCCAUUUUACAUCAUGGAGUAUUUGGAAGGACGCAUUUAUCUAGAUCCUACAUUACCUGGUUUGGCACCUAAGCGGAGGAGGGCACUAUACAGUGCAGCUGCCAGAACUUUAGCUUCUCUACAUUCUGUUAAUGUGGAUGCCAUUGGUCUAGCAAAAUAUGGGCAACUCGGAAACUAUUGUAAACGUCAGAUAGAGAGGUGGACCAAACAAUAUAUUUCUUCAACUGGUGAGGGCAAGUCGGAGAGAAAUCCGAAGAUGUUACAGCUGGUUGACUGGCUACGGAAACAUAUUCCUCUUGAAGAUUCCUCAAGAGCAGCUGCAGGCCUAGUUCAUGGCGACUUUCGAAUUGAUAAUCUUGUAUUCCAUCCCAUUGAGGAUAAAGUAAUUGGCAUUCUUGACUGGGAGUUAUCCACCCUUGGGAACCAAAUGUGCGAUGUUGCAUAUAGCUGCUUGCAUUAUGUUGUGAAUUUCGGGCUUGAUAACAUACAACAGGAUGAAGGUUUGGAAGUUACUGGUAUUCCUGAAGGACUUCCUUCAGUGGCAGAAUACGUGGCAGAAUACUGCUCUGCGGCUGGAAAACCAUGGCCUGUUGAUGAGUGGAAGUUCUAUAUUGCCUUUUCCUUGUUUCGUGGGGCAUCAAUCUAUGCAGGAGUACAUAGUAGAUGGAUUAUGGGUAAUGCUUCAGGAGGUGAGCGUGCACAACAAACAGGAAGAAAAGCUAAUGUACUCAUAGAUGCUGCAUGGUCAUAUAUUCAACGAAAAUCUGUGCUUCCUCAACGUCCUCCAUCUGAUGCAAUAGAACAAGUUUACUCACAACAAUUUGGAAAUGGGAGCAAAGAUCAAGGCCUUCCAAAGGAAAGGGGGAAAUUUGUUCCUAGUAAUAAGGUUUUGGAAUUGAGAAAGAGAUUGAUUAAAUUUAUGGAAGAUCACAUAUACCCCAUGGAAAAUGAAUUCUCCAAACUCGCUCAAUCUACCCUACGUUGGACAGUUCACCCAGAGGAGGAGAAGUUGAAGGAGCUAGCGAAAAGAGAAGGCUUGUGGAAUUUAUUUAUUCCUUUAGAUAGCGCUGCCAGGGCAAGAAAACUAAUUUUUGAUGGGAGAAAUGAACUUAUUGACAAUUCAAACAAUUGCUUAUUGGGAGUUGGCCUCUCAAACCUUGAAUAUGGGUACCUUUGUGAGAUCAUGGGUCGUUCUGUUUGGGCUCCGCAGGUGUUUAAUUGUGGGGCGCCUGAUACUGGAAAUACGGAGGUAUUAUUGCGCUAUGGCAACAAAGAGCAACUACAAGAAUGGCUUGUUCCCUUGCUUGAGGGUAAGAUACGGUCUGGAUUUGCAAUGACAGAACCACAGGUUGCAUCUUCUGAUGCAACUAAUAUUGAGUGCUCUAUUAGGAGACAAGGGGACUCAUAUAUCAUCAAUGGGAGGAAGUGGUGGACCAGCGGGGCCAUGGAUCCUAGGUGCAGGCUUCUUAUAGUUAUGGGAAAAACUGAUUUCAAUGCCCCUAAGCAUAAACAGCAAUCCAUGAUCUUGGUGGAUAUUCAUACUCCUGGUGUACACAUAAAGAGACCACUCACAGUAUUUGGCUUUGAUGAUGCACCUCAUGGGCAUGCAGAAGUAACAUUUGAGAAUGUAUGUGUGCCAGCCAAGAAUAUUGUGCUGGGAGAGGGCCGUGGGUUUGAGAUAGCUCAGGGUAGGCUGGGACCAGGAAGGUUGCACCAUUGCAUGAGAUUGAUAGGUGCAGCCGAGCGUGGUAUGCAGCUGAUGGCACAAAGGGCUCUGAAAAGGAGAGCAUUUGGAAAAUUGAUUGCUGAGCAUGGUUCAUUCCUUUCAGAUAUUGCCAAGUGUCGAAUUGAGCUGGAGGCUGCCAGAUUGUUGGUUCUGGAAGCUGCUGAUCAGCUUGAUCGUCUUGGAAACAAAAAAGCCCGUGGGACCUUAGCGAUGGCCAAGGUAGCAGCUCCAAAUAUGGCGCUGAAGGUGCUCGACAUGGCAAUGCAAGUACAUGGUGCAGCGGGAUUAUCUUCUGAUACUGUUCUAGCCCAUCUCUGGGCUACGGCAAGAACAUUAAGAAUAGCAGAUGGUCCAGACGAGGUCCACUUGGGUACCAUUGCCAAAUUAGAAUUACAGAGAGCAAAACUUUGAAAUUUUCAGAAAGUGGAGUCUUGACAAGCAGAGCACUUGUUGAACAGAACAAUAAAAUGAAAAAUACAAGACAAUAUCAAAUAAUACAUAAUAGUCCGAAGUGGAAAGGAAUGAUAUAAUUCAUCGCUGUGAGAAAAAUAAAUUAAAAUAAGAGCGGACUAUUAUAGUGAAGGCAAUAAUAGAAUUAUUGUUAUUGUAAGAUUGUCAUAUGAAUCACUGGGCCAAUGUUCAAGAGCAAAUAGUGGGUAGUUUUGUAUUACCUACCGUAUUUUACAGAUGAGGUUGAACGAGUUGAUUUGAUUUUUGAAUGCUAACAUGUGAUGGUAUUGUAUGAAA